Molecule: messenger RNA, 2897 nt
Organism: Synchiropus splendidus (mandarinfish)
Lineage: Eukaryota; Metazoa; Chordata; Actinopteri; Syngnathiformes; Callionymidae
Exons: 11
Coding region: 70-2148 (692 amino acids)
Molecular function (GO): protein binding
Source: RefSeq, a predicted model, not a curated record
GUGUCCUCCGUGAGUGGAUUAACUCAAGUGGAAGAACGGAGUUCAUGAGGAGUCCAGAUCAGUGGAGUGAUGGGAGCCACACUACUGUGCUGUCCCUUCUUCAUCUUCAGUCUCGCUGCAGCACGGGGCCUUGAAUAUGCCUUAAAAGGUCACGAGAUCUACAUCAAGCCGCCAGACUUUGUUCCUCCAGAGAAGAUUUUUUGGAGACAUAACGGCAAAGAUGUUGUCAUGGUCAACGGCAGAGAAAAACAGGAAUACGGCUCGUACAAAGGCAGAAUCAUGCUCAACCGGUAUUCUGCAGAGCUCUGGAUCAAAGACGUUCGGUUUGAGGAUGGAGGAGAAUAUGAGUUGGAGGUUUGGCACAAAAACCAGGAGUAUCCCAUACAAAAGAUGUAUUAUCAUUUUGAGGUCAUUGCUAAAGUCUCCAUCACCGAUGUUUCCUGUGAGAUGGAUGAUGACCACCAGGCAAAGCUGGUCUGCUCUGCUAAGUCCAGUCACCCUCAGUUACUGACCUUUGAAUGGAGCUUUGAUGGAACUCAACAUCCUGGCUCCAACCUGACGAUUGGCCUGAACAAAGAUGACAAGAGGGUGUUCACCUGUCAUGUGAAGGACCCUCUGAGCGAAGACAAAGCUACAUUAGCAGCAGGCAAAUGUUUCCCAGAAAAGAAGGAUUCUGUUGACCUGAACGUCUUCAGGAUUUUUGCCAUCAUUGGCGGCGUCGUUGUCAUUGUCGUUGGCAGCGGCAUCGUCGUCGUCGCAUUGAUCUUUGCUGUGCUCCUGAUUGUGGGCCUUGUGCACUGGAGGAGACGUAAAGAGGUGAAGUUAGUCAGGCAGGCGGUCAAGGCUUCAAGUGAAGUUGUACUGAGAGACUGUGGACUGUCAGAGAGAAGUGGUUCCCUUCUGUCCUCAGUCCUCAGCUCUCCGUCCUCUCGUCUGACACAACUGGACCUGAGCUACAACUACGACCUGAAGGAUCCAGGAGUGGAGCUGCUGUCUGCUGGACUGAAGAGUCCACACUGUCACCUGGAGACUCUCAGCCUGAGCUGGUGUUUCCUGUCAAAGAGAAGUGGUUUCCUUCUGUCCUCAGUCCUCAGCUCUCCGUCCUCUCGUCUGACACAACUGGACCUGAGCUACAACUAUGACCUGAAGGAUCCAGGAGUGGAGCUGCUGUCUGCUGGACUGAAGAGUCCACACUGUCAUCUGGAGACUCUCAGCCUGAUCUGGUGUCAGCUGUCAGAGAGAAGUGGUUCCCUUCUGUCCUCAGUCCUCAGCUCUCCGUCCUCUCGUCUGACACAACUGGACCUGAUCUGCAACUACCUGAAGGAUCCAGGAGUGGAGCUGCUGUCUGCUGGACUGAAGAGUCCAUACUGUCCCCUGGAGACUCUCAGUCUGUCAGGGUGUAGGAUCUCAGAGAGAGGCUGUGCUUCUCUGGCCUCAGCACUGGCCUCUAACCCCUCCCAUCUGAGAGAGCUGGACCUGAGCUUCAACCAUCCAGGAGGACCAGGACUGGAGCUGCUGUCUGCUGGACUGGAGAGUCCAGACUGGAGGCUGGAGACUCUCAGGCUGGAUCACUGUGGACCACAGAGGUUAACAUCUGGACUGAAGAGAUACUUCCGUCCACUGUCACUGGACCCAGACACAGCUCACCGGCGCCUCCUACUGUCCAACAACAACAACAUGGUGGAGCUAGUGACGGAGGAUCAGGAGUAUCUGGACCAUCCCGACAGGUUUGAGCGGUGUCCUCAGGUGAUGAGCAGAGACGCUGUGACUGGUGUCUGUUACUGGGAGGUGGAGUGGAGAGGAAGAGUUUCUGUGGCCGUGACUCUCAGGAGAGACGGAGGGAAAGAAGACGAGUCUGAGUUUGGACAGAACCUUUAUUCCUGGAGUCUGAGCUGCUCUGAUGAUGCUGGAUAUAAAGUCUGUCACAAUAAGACAGAAACUAUCAUCAAGAGCUCAGAAGUCUCUCACAGAGUUGGAGUGUUGCUGAACGCACCUGCUGGAUUUUUGAUCUUCUUCAGAGUCUCCUCUGGAGUCUGGACCCCCCUCUGCUCCUUCUUCACCCCCACUGAACCUCUGUACCUGGGAUUUGGACUCAGAGAGGCUCCUGGUUCUGGUUCCUCAGUGUGUGUGUAUGACCUGAGUGUGUGAGUUUGUUCCUCCAACAAAUGGGUGUUGCUGGUUCCAAUCCCCAUCCAAACUGCUGACAGUGAGGAAUGAAUCUGCUUAUGUAACAAAUGUGGUCUUCUGCAGAAAAGAACAAAAGAAUGAAAUGUUUGAAGAAGAUAAACUCUCUUUAAUUCCUUUCCUUUCCCCUGUAAACGUCUUCACGUCCUGCUCAGUGGUCUCUUCCUGCUCCUUCUAUCAUCACUGUGUUCAGUCCCUGAAAGACUCCUCCAAGUCUCCAUCCUCAUGUGAAGAAGACUUCAACACAUUCUCAAACCAGUCUGUCCUCCUUCUUCUUCCCUGUGGACAGAUCACAUGACAACAAUCUUCAUCCAUGAACUCUUGAACUGUCAGUCGACCUUCAGUGAAGAGUUCAGAUCAGCUCUGGAAUAUCUGAUUGAAUGACAACAUUUGUGUGAUGAACAUGUGUCGUUGAUGAAACUGCCACAUGUGGAUCAUCACUCGCCUUCACUUGCUGACUGAGGUUAUGUAUCCGUCUGUGUGUUCAGUGGUGCAUUCACUGACUGCCUGAGAUUCUGAAUGAAAUGAUCUUGAAAUGGACCAAACAAACAAAUCAACAAUGACAGGAACCGAAAUAUUGUUUGCAAUGGAGAUCAUAACCCUGUAACAUGUUCCACAGAGGACUCUCCACGGUCCAUUUGAAUUCCUCCCAUUGUGCCAUUGUUUUGGGAUGGAAAGGUGUUGACUGUAAAUAUGUAAAUGAAAUACAUUAA